This is a messenger RNA of Candidula unifasciata, 510 nucleotides long. NCBI's taxonomy places the organism in Eukaryota, Metazoa, Mollusca, Gastropoda, Stylommatophora, Geomitridae. The record is from the annotation of a GenBank genome assembly.
AUAUGCAAGCUCCAGUCACCUAAUGGCACCGUCACGUCGCUUGUUGACCAGAAAGAUGUCCGCAUAAGUUAUGACAGCACCAGUGUAACUCUUACAUACAUUGGAAAGGAUGCUCUUGUCCAGGCGAUUGUUGAUUACCUGUGUGUGGAAAAUCAAGUUCCCCCAAUUUUCACGGCAUAUGGUCUUACUAAAAGUAGUCCUCCCGUUUAUCAAUUUAAAGUUGAAUCUGCAUGUGCGUGUAAAAACUCGUGUAUCAAAUCAACACUACCAUCAUCAUCAUCGUCUAUCGGUGGAGGGACUGUUGUUAUUAUUGUUUUUUUCUCGCUAGUGUUUCUGUACCUGACUGUGGGUAGUCUCUAUGGGAAAGUGGUCAAGAAAGCCAACGGUUUGGAGGUAUUACCUAAUUAUGAAUUCUGGGUGGGCCUACCUAACACUCUGAAGACAGGAAGUCUGUGCAUUGUUAGAUGCGUGUGCUGCACGCCGGACAGGAAGAAAUACGACGAAGUUUAA